Molecule: messenger RNA, 771 nt
Organism: Lactuca sativa (garden lettuce)
Lineage: Eukaryota; Viridiplantae; Streptophyta; Magnoliopsida; Asterales; Asteraceae
Product: eukaryotic translation initiation factor 2B family protein / eIF-2B family protein
Biological process (GO): translational initiation; formation of translation preinitiation complex
Cellular component (GO): eukaryotic translation initiation factor 2 complex
Molecular function (GO): mRNA binding; translation initiation factor binding; translation initiation factor activity
Source: RefSeq, a predicted model, not a curated record
AUGGCUGAACAAACUUCAUCUGAAUCCAAAGAUGAUAUUGGAGAAAUUGCCCCCUUUGAUCCCACAAAGAAAAAGAAGAAGAAAAAGGUUGUAAUCCAAGAUAUUGCAGAGGAUGAUCGCUUAUCUGAGAAGAUAGAUAACCUAUCUCUUGCUGAUGGAGUAGAAAAUGCAUUUGUGGGUAUGAAAAAGAAGAAGAAAACACCCGUAAGUAUAACACAUUUGCAAACAAAGAAAAUGGCUAAUGAUGAAGAAGAUACAAACAACUCGCGACAAAAAUAUCCAUGGGAAGGAACUGACAGAGAUUAUUUAUAUGAGGAGCUUUUAAGUAGGGUUUUUCAUAUUUUGCGAGAAAACAACCCCGAACUCGCUGGAGAUAGACGAAGGACAGUGAUAAGACCCCCACAAGUUCUUCGAGAAGGCACAAAAAAGACCGUUUUUGUUAACUUUAUGGAUUUAUGUCGAACAAUGCAUAGACAGCCGGAUCAUGUGAUGACUUUCCUUCUGGCUGAAAUGGGAACAAGUGGUUCCCUUGAUGGUCAACAAAGAUUGGUAGUCAAGGGUCGAUUUGCUCCCAAGAAUUUUGAAGGAAUCCUUCGAAGAUACAUAAACGAAUAUGUGAUAUGCAAUGGGUGCAGAAGUCCAGAUACAAUUCUUUCAAAAGAGAAUCGUCUCUUCUUCCUUAGAUGUGAACAGUGUGGUUCUGGGAGGUCGGUGGCCCCCAUCAAGACCGGUUUUGUUGCACGAGUCGGCCGUAGGAAAGCUGGCUCCUAG